CCGGGAAAUAUAAAGGUUUGAGUUGCGGAAAGUCUGGUUUGAGACGUAUAUAGCUGAACUACGCGAAGAAUUUAGAAGACGUUUCUGCGAAAAUUCAGUCUGAUGGCUCUAUCAAAACCAGAGACUCUUUCACUGGAGUGCAGUGAGCUCCCUGAUCAGGUUCUGUUUGUGGGAGAAGUAACCUUGGGUGAGAAUGCCAGAGGCAUCAUGCAACAGAAGACCGAAAAGCAGAAGCAGAAACAGAGAAUUUUAAUGGCUGCGGUUGCCCUGCUCAACUCUGGUGGGGGUAUAGUCUGUGCGGAGAUCAAUAAUGAGAACUACAGCUAUCUCUCAGAUGGUUUAGGCCUGGACAUAGAAGAGGCUUUGAAACAGCUGGUUCAUCCAUCAACCUUAGAAGAUUACUUUGGGUUUUCGCAAAUAGGAGUGAACUUCUUCAUUUUCGUGAAAACAUGGAGCUCCACUGGGGGUCGGGUACGUCUUUGUAGUAUUGACACGGGUCUCCGAAUAAGAUCUGGAACAUUAGUUUUAAAUGUUGAAAAUAAUGCAGUAACAGAGUUCUUAAGGAAGCAGAAGAUGAAGAGAAAUUUGGCAAAAGGACAAGGUGAUGAGCCUGUGGCAAAGAGAUGCCGCUUCUUGUCUGGAGAUAGACCAAAUGGUCAGCAGCUGUUUGAAAGACAGGAAGUUCAGCCUGGAGAAAAGUUACCAUUUGGGGAGAGUGUGAAUGUGGAGCUGAAGAGUUUUAGUAAUGGAAAAAACCUUUUUACAAGAUUUAAAGAAAUCAUUCCAAAGUAUGUAAGUGCCUUUGCCAACACUGAUGGGGGCUACCUCUUCAUUGGUGUUGAUGACAAAACAAGAAAAGUUGUUGGAUGUGGCAAAGGUCUUAACAAGGAAUCCAUAAAGACAGAAGUCGAAGUCAUGUGCCGCAAGGUUAUCUCAGUUCACUGCUCAGGCUGCACUCAGGAGAAUGACUGCUCUGUGGAAGUCCGCAUCCUCGACGUUCUUGGGGGAAAUGUCAGUGACCCUCUAUAUGUUGUAGCCAUACACAUUCCAAAGUUUUGCUGCACUGUUUUUGAAAAACAUCCGGAUUCAUGGCACCUUGAGGGCACAGAGGUGUGCCAGAUACAGGCUGCAGUCUGGAUGGAAAAGAUGCAGGUGACUGAUCCAGAGAAUACGGAGUUAUGUGCACAGUUUGAGAAAGUGCUCAGUCAGAAUUCUGCUCCUCCAAAAUGCAAGCCAGUCUAUGGGAUCAAAGAUGACCACCUAAGUUCUUUGCAGCAGAAAUUGUUCCCUGUUUAUGAAGGAAGAAUAACAAUUACACCUGAUGACCUUAAGAAAAAAAUAUGGAAAAAGUAUCUAAACCUUCAAAACUUGAUGCCAGAAAACGGUCGAGGAGUCCUGAUUCUCUCCAACAGCUGGUCAGUUGAUAUUGAUAGACCAAAAAACAAGGAGGUCAUUUGUGAAGCCCUCCUGAUCUGUGAACAGGAUUACCCUAAACUUUUCUUCAUGGUGGAAAAUGGAAGCUCUGGUCUGUGGGAAUAUGCCAAGGAUACUGCCUUCCACCUCAGACAGAAGCUUGUGAAUCUUGGAGGCUAUUCAGGAUGGGUCUGUGUGAUCCCACAACUGGUGAACUGUGAGACAGGGGAGUUAAUACCAAGACAUCAGGGUAGUCCUGAUACUGUGAUAGAGCAUCAGUACCCAGAGUUCUACAAGCCUGAGAACAUUGAGGAAGUGCGAGCCUUACUACGGGCCCUGGUGAUUGUAGUAAUGAGCUUCACUUCAGCACUCAGCAAUCAGUUAGGGCAGGAGUUCUUGAAUUUGCUCACAUCUGAACAGUUCGAAGUAAUUAAAAAAAAUUAUGAUCUAAUGAACAUGAGAAAACUGUUUGUUCACGGCUAUCCUGGAACAGGGAAGACUGUACUGGCAACCCUGGUAAUCAGGAGGAUUAAAAAUACAUUUGGGUGUGAAACAAGUAAUAUCCUUUACAUCUGUGAGAACAUACCACUAAAAGAAUUUAUCAGAAAAGAAGAAAUUUGUCAGAGUGUAACACGGUCAUCCUUCAUGAAAAAGGAAUUUCCAAAUAUCAAGCACAUAAUUGUGGAUGAAGCCCAGAAUUUCCGGCGUGAAGAUGGAGAUUGGUAUAAAAAGGCAAGACAGAUAGUGAAACCAGGGAAUGGUGUGUUGUGGGUCUUUCUGGAUUACUUUCAGCUCAGUCACACAGAACCUGAUGGUUUACCAUCACCCUCAAGACAAACCAAUAAAAUACCUUUAGUGUAUUCCUUGCGGAAUAGCGUGGCUGUGCACGAUGAGGUUUGUAAGAAACUUGACAGCAUAAGAGAGAGUAAAUUUAAACUUGAGAGAGAUAUAAAGGAACACAUGGAGGGAUUGAUUAGGCAGAAGAACUGCAUGCACUCACUUCCAGGUUAUUAUGAAGAGAUCAUCACAACAGAAAAAGAAAAAUUAUCCAUACUGACAUCACUCUUAAGAAACCUGCUAAGACAAGGAAACUCUCCAAAAGAUAUUGCCAUUCUUGUUUCAAUUUGUUUUAGCAUUGAUAGUGUGAAACUUCAUUUGGAAUACGAAAUUAAACUUCCUUUGGGUUCAGCAGAGAAUUUAGAUGAAAAUGUGGUUGUUGUUGACUCAGUUCGCAGGUUCUCUGGUCUGGAGAGAAACAUUGUCAUUCUGAUUAAUCCGGUGGUUCACCGGUUUCAGAGAAAAAUAAAAGACCAAUUUUUGGUUUCGGGCUUCUCCAGAGCUAGAAUACAACUGUAUGUUAUUUUUGUGAAUGGGAAGAGCAACAAUUGAACUUAGUCUGUCAAAGGUACUGCAGUGUAAAUAUGAUCACAUUUUUUGUCCAUCCUAAGCUUUGACCCAGUGUACCUUUGUGCUGUUUUUGGUUAUUGAUAUGUAUAUACAGCACCCUCCACAAUUAUUGGCACCCCUUGUAAAGAUUUGUAAAAAAGGUUAGAAGAAAAUGCACCUUUUGGUGUCACACUGAAAAAAUGAGAAAAUUCCAACCUUUCACUGAAAUAAAUUUAUUCGAAGAAAAAAAAAAACCAACAAAUUAUUUUUUAACAAAAACAGAUAUGCCACAAUUAUGGGCACCCGUGCUUUUAAUUUUUUGUACAACCUCCUUUUGCCAGCAUAACAGCACUGAGUCUUCUAUAACACUUUGUAAGGUUGGAGAAUAUAGAGCAGGGUAUCUGAGUCGAUUCCUCUUUACAGAAUCUCUCCAGAUCACCCAGGGUCAUGGAUUACACCUUGAAGGUCCCUAUUCCCUCCAACCAACUCAAAAAUGUACAAUUUAUAGGGGAAACAUGCUUCAGCUACAUUGUGUUCACUAUAAUUUCCAUAGGUGCCAAUAAUCAAUCGUGACACAUGUAUUUUUGUUCAAAAUAAAUUUCCCUGUGCAUCUUAUUUUUUUUUUCUCAAUGAAAGAUUGGAUUUUUCUCAUUUUUU
Molecule: messenger RNA, 3456 nt
Organism: Paramormyrops kingsleyae
Lineage: Eukaryota; Metazoa; Chordata; Actinopteri; Osteoglossiformes; Mormyridae
Product: schlafen family member 9-like
Source: RefSeq, a predicted model, not a curated record